ACCGCGAAUCCUUUGAGUUCAUGCUGGAGAUUCAGACAGCUAGAGAAUGAUUGCUCAGUUUAAAAUCUUUAGAAACGCAUGGACUAAAUAAUGAGACCUGGAUAAACGAGAUAAACAUAACAGGCUUGUAUGCGCUUUGACAGUUUCUCUAAGAAGGAAACUGUAAUAAUUCAUAAUCGGUCGCUAUGGAAACUGGGCUAACAAACGUUGUCCAGUCUCUGUGAAACAUUGAAUGAACAUGUACUUAAAUGUAAAACUGCUUAUUAAUAUAUAUUUAAACAUUUUGGUUAUUAGAUGACUAACGUUAUAGUUCUUUGCAUUUUGUCAGAUUUGGUCUGCAUUGUAAUUUUAACAAAGUAAAAUAAACUACUAUGCUAGCAGUAACGUUUUCGAAGUCGACAUGGUUUAGGAUGAGCAUCGUAUUCGCUGGCUCCAGAUAAUAUUAAUACCCCAUGAGAAUAAAAUGAAAAGAGUGGCUCAGAUGCUCAAACGAUCACCAGCAGCGGGAUCCAAAUGUUCCAAGAGCCUCCAGAGCAAAACUGUGUCCCCAAACGCCAUCUCAUGGUCGGAGACUGAGGAUGGAGCUCUUCGAGAAGAUAUCAGUGAUGAUGAAAAAAGGCCAUAUAAGGGGACAAGAUACAUCACAGAAGACCUGAUCAGGAGAUUGGCUAAAUGCGAAAAUGUAGUCCUUGUGCGGACCCUGGAUUUGUCUACAUCUACAGGAAGUGACAAACAAUUUAGGUAUAUUGAAAAUUUGGAAAAGUGUGAGCGCUUACACGUUCUCAACCUCAGUAACAACAGGAUCGAGAGAAUCGAGAAACUAGAGAAACUAUUUCAAUUACGGGAACUCCACCUUUCCAGUAACAGGAUACGAAAAAUUGAAGGUCUAGAGCACAUGACAAAUCUUCAGGUUCUGAAUUUGGCCUUCAACAACAUUGAACAUCUUCCAGUUUGGAUGGCAAAGAAGCUCAGAUCUCUUCAUACUAUAAAUCUACAGAGAAACAAGAUAUUCUCACUUCAUGAGAUAACUAAGCUGAAGCCCCUGAAGAACCUGACGAGUCUGACAUUAGCAGAAAACCCCAUCUCCAGCCUGCCCCAUUAUCACCUCUUCCUAAUCUUCCAUCUGAGGUCACUGGAAAUGUUGGAUGGACAACCAGUCAGUCCACAGGAAAGAGAGCAAGCACAUCAGCGCUUUCACAUGGAGGAAGUGGAGCGCUUGGAGCAAGAGCAGGAGUUGAGAGCUGAAGAGAUUGCACAGCUUCAGAGAGAGCGGACCACAGCACUGGAAGAACUAGAGCGGCAGGAAACGGUCAACCAAAACCUGAGGCGACAGCAUCAGGAACAACAACGGAGCCGUGAGGAACUCCGGAGAGAACUUGACACCAAAUCUGAACUGCUGAAGCAGAAAACAGUGGAGUUGACCCGGGCCUGUCAGAAACACUAUGAGCUUGAGCAGGAGUUGGCUUUUCACAAAAUAGAUGCCAAGUUUGAACCUCUUCCAUUUUAUCCAGAUCCUGAGGUGGAGGUAGAGAACCUUUCUAGCGAGAGUCCAUACAUAGGAAAGUCUCGUCAGAAAAGGAACAUCAAAUUUCCAUCAGAGACGGAUAACAUGGGUGCACAAAACCAGCAGAAGCCUGCCUCAGUGGACCUGACUGAGACAGACACCCCAGGAGAACAUGACAUGUCCAGACAUGCUCAGCUUAGAGCUGUGGAACAAUUACAGCAGUUGCAUAAAGAAAUUGAGGUAAAAGAGCAGCAGAUCCUUAAAGCCAGUGAAGAGCUCCGGCAGCUAGAGGAGACAGUUUCUCAGAGACGGAUCUGUGAGGCUGAGAAGGAUCAGCUCAGGCAGGAGCUUCAGAGGAGGAUACGGAGGCUGGGAGAGAUGAGAGGAGAGAUGGAGGCUAUGGAGAGGCAGCUGGAAGGGCUGAAUGCUGAGAGGAACCAAGCCCAGGAGGAAAUGGACCAGCUGCAGAAUCUACUGCACAGCCUGGAUCCCAGUGACCCCAGACAUACCCAUGUAAAGGCUCAGUUGUCCAAGAAGACACAGCUGCUGGCCAUCAUGAGCAGAAAGCACCAGGAACUGGAGAGCAGGCUGGAUGACAUGAUCACACGUAUCUACAAGGAGACACAGGAGAUCAAAGAACUAGAGCAACAGCUCACUGAUGGUCAGAUCGCUGCUAAUGAAGCACUCAAGCGUGACCUGGAGGGCAUCAUCGCAGGUCUCCAGGAGUAUCUGCAGGGGGUGAAGGACCAAGCACGAAGAGCCCAGUUAGAUUGCAGGCGUCUGCAGAGGGAGAAAGAUGCGCUGCAAUGCCUCCUAUGUGAGAAGGAGCAGCAAGGCGCACAGCUGCAGAAAAGCGCACAGGAGGACCUGCUGCAGCAUCAGCAGCAGGAAUUGGAGGAUCUGAGGAAGGAGAAUGAAGAGCUGAAGCAAGCUCAGGGGCAGGUCAGUGAAUAUGAAGCAGAGCUGGAGACUCAACUGCAGGAGAGAGAUACUGAGGCCACACAACUGAAGGAGGAACUGGGCAGACUGCGUCGACUAAGUCAAAUGGAGCACUCUGCACUGCAGGCAGAGUUGCAGAAAGAAAGACAGGCAAAAGAGAACGCUUUGGCACAGAUGCAGAUGGCUGCCGACAGAGAGCUUGAGAACACAGAGCUUCUUCAACAGGUCAACAUUCUCCAGGAGGAAAGAGACAGUCUUAAGGAGAAGGUGGAUGCUCUUCAGUGCGAUUUGGAGCAGGUUAGGGAGGAGAUGCUUUGCCCGGAAAGUGUGGCUAAAUAUUUAGGAGAGCUGAGAAGAGGCAUAGCUACAGGACAAGAGAUACUAAGCUUUGAAGACCUUGGAGAACCAGUGCAUAAGAAAUUCACAGAGCUACAACAGGAGGUACAUCAUGUGGUAUCUGCUGCUCAGAGAGAUAGAGAUGAGGCCCAGCGCUGUCAGGAGACACUUGCUGGAGAGAUGAGUUCACUCAGAGAGAGACUCAGGAAGUACCAAGAAAGAUACCAGGCUCAGCAGGCAGAAGAGAGACGGGGUGAGGAGGCAGAGCUCCAUAGAUUGAGGAAGGAGCUGGAAGAUGCUCAUGAACAGCAGUACUUGAUGCUGCAGCGUUUAGAGGAGACAGAAAUGGACAGGGACCGUCUUCUUGCUGAAUUAGAAGAACAAGAUAAACAGGUGAAAGCUGAAGAGAGCCAGACUCAGGAGCAGCUAGGAUCUCUCAGUCUGGAGUUGCAAGCGCUCAGGAGCUCUUUUUCCUCUGCUGACAGAAUGGCUGCCCAACAACUGACUGCAGCAAAGGACAAACUUCACUCUCUUCAUAGCACAAUAGAGAAAAUACAUCAGGAGAGAGCAGUGAAUGCAGAGGAGUUACAAAGCACCAGGAUUCAGGCUGCCCAGGCCAUUCAGGACUUGGCUAAUGCUGAAGCAGAAAUCGAAGUUCUCCAGAAGCUUUUGAGAGACAGGGUUCAUGAGACAGAUGGGAAUCUCCACAGUGUCCCAAAUUCUAGCAUUCAACCGCAAGAAUUGGACAGAUUAAACCAAACCUUGAAAAGACAACAGGCCCAAACCAAACAUCUCAGAGAUCAACUAGCACAAGCCAAAGAAGCUAAUAACGUAAAUCUAGAAGAGCUUCUGGAGGAGAUUGGAGCACUGAGGGAGACUCUUCUACAGCAGAAUAACUUCCUGUCCAGUUUAGGAGAUCCCCUGCCAAACACAGGAUGUUGGUACUAUGUCCCGUCAAAUCAAAAUGCCCCUAGUUUUGGAUCUCAAGGCACACAAGACUCAGGACUGGGCUCUGUGCACCCACAGUCCCCUGAGAGAGGCCGGCGGUCCAAGCACAGAGCACACAGGGAAAGAAGACCUGUUAAUGGAGGAUACUGGGUCUAUUCCCCCCAUCCGCACAAUCAUGGAAAGAGAGAUGCACAGAUGUUCCGAGACAGUGGAAGAGAGAGCGAUAUAGAGACACGCUUCACGCCUCCAUCCGUCUCUGCUGGAUUUACUCUACCUGAUGGUACUGCUUUUCCUCCUGGUUCAUUUAUCUACAGUCACCCUGUGCCUGGACUUCCCAUUGGCUCAAGUACAGUCUUCUAUGGGCCGCCCCCUGAUGGAGCCAGGCUGAUGUACGGACCUCCUCCUAGCAAUGUAACUAUUCCUCUGGUGGCCAGUGGGACGCUGCACUGUAAUGUGCCUGGACAUCAGGACUUGGAGCGCGAUCUGAAGAAGGCAGAGCGUAGGCUGAAAGAGGAGUGCGCUGAUAGAGCUCACAUUGAUAAAGAACAGCAAGCACUUCAAGAAAAAACAGCAGACCUACAGAAGGAAAUCAAACGCCUGCGCAGGACUGUCCACACACUGCAGCGCCACAUUAGUGGGCUGGAAGGCUCCUUAUCACAUGCAGAGGAGGAGCAUUGUGUGCUGGGUGAGGUGGAGUGUGUGGAGAAGACCCUGCUGAAGCGCAGAGCAGAGCUCAGAGAGGCUGACAGGCUGCUGCUAGAGGCUGAGACAGAGCUCAAAGACACUCGAGCCAAGACUAAAGAGAGCAUGCAACGCUACAAUGAGGCCAAGAGGCGAGAGGAAAAGACAGAACGAGAGCUGGUGGAGAUGGAACAGAGAGCUCAAGACGGUGCCACACAGCUGGUGCAAACCAGACAACAGCUCAGGAAUCUUCAAGAGGAGGUUAAGGAGCUGCAGAAAAGAAAACAGGACCAAGAACACAUUCUACACGAAGUAGAGGAGGUCCUCGCAUGUCAAGAUGCAAAGUUUCAAGAAGUCAACAGAAAGCUGGAGAGAGCGACUGACAGACUGGAAACUGCUGAGAAAGAGCUCAGAGAGACCCAGAGCCUGGAGGUGAAACUCUUGCAGACCUGCAGAGAGACAGAAGACUCGCUAGCACAACGCAAAUCAGAGCUGGACGAAGUCAGCACUCAGGUGGUGUUACAGCAGGAGGAGCUGUCUUUGCUGGACAGGAAGCUGGAGCAGUGGAAAAAGGAAGAGGAAGUGUUGAGAAUUAGUGUGGAGAAACACAGGCAGGGCCUAUUGGAUGUGCUCAGACAGGGAGAAGAGGAUGCCCAACUCUUACACCAGCGCAUUCAGGAGCUCCGUGUGGAUGUGCAGUCUCUGGCCGUGCAGAAGGGGGAGCUGGACUCUCAGCUGUCCGAGAAGAAAACCAGACUGACACAUUAUAAGAAAGAGCAGCAGAAGGAGGAGGAAACCCUGCAGAACCUCCAUUCAGCCAUCAAAAAACAUAAAGCAGAGCUGAAGCAUGUGUUGGAAAUGGUUCAGUUGGAGACAGGGGAAUUGGAGGGUGUGAAGCUUCAGCAUAACCAGAAACUGGACCAGCUAGAGAGGAGCCAGGAAACUCUGCUACAGGUGCGUGUAGAACUGCAGUGCGUGCAGCAGGAGCUACAGGAGCAGCGUGGGGAGGCUGAGAGACAGAUGAACCUGCUGGAGAAAGAGAGAGCAGAGCUGCACACCCUUCAACUGAAGAGCCUCGAACUGCAACAGCAAACAGACACAGCAGUCCAAGAGAGGAGCAGCCUGCAGGAACAGUGCAGAAACCUGGAGGCCAGACGGACACAUGCUCAGAGGUGUUUGGAAGCAACAGAGACGAGGGCGAGGGCUGCAGAAACAGAGCUGCUUAGACUACAGACCGAGCUGGACAAACUACAACAGGACCAGAAACAUGCACACGAUAAGCAUCAGGAGAUCCGCAGGGACACAGCAGCCCUGCAGCAGCAGCAUGAGGAGGAGUUGAGCAGAUUGAAGAAACAGCUGGUGGAAUCUCAAACUCAGUUAGAUGAGAUCAGAGAGGAGGUAAAGGCUGCGAGAAGGCAGCGAGAAGAGCUUGUGAAGCAACAGAAGGAGCAAAAGGCUGAACUGCAGGAGAAAGAGGAGAAGAUCAGGAGGAGACAACAGAAACUGGACAGACUGGGUCAACAGCUGCAGGAGCUCAAGGCAGAAGUAGUCAUGAAACAGACACAGAUUCAAGAACAUGAAAAGCUGAUGAGAGUGCAUCAGCAGAAGAGCACUGAUCUGGAGCAGCAGCGCAGGCUGAAGCAGCAGAAGCUGCAGGCAGUAGAGAGUGCUCUGGGCCUCAGGCUGGACCGGAUGGAGCAGGUCACAGCCGCAGAAAUGGACCUGCAGAGGGAGCGCGAACAGUGCACUGCACUACAAGAGCAGGUGGAGGAGCUAGAGCAGGAGGUGUGUGAGCGGGACUCCAGACUCCUGCAUGCUGUUGAGGAGACCCAUCGCCUGCAGGAGGCUCUGCUGUCUGACAGGACCAGCGCUGAGGGACGUCAGGAGGCUCAGGGGAACCACAGCCGCACAAACAGGCAAAAACUGCAGGGAGUGGAAAAGCUGCAGAGCCAAGAAGAGGACAACACUCAGCUACUUGAGAUCAAGGACAGCGUGCACUCUCUGAGAUCCCAGGUGAAAGCAGAGCUGGACAAUGGACUAAGGGAGCUGGAGUCGCCCUCUAGUGCCUCCUCAGACACAGACAGCCUGAAAGAGAACCGUCCUGGUGUUACACUAUCCAUGGGAAACCCAGCAUACAACACUAAGGAUGAACAGUGGCGAGGCGAAGCAUUGAGGGAGAGACUUAGGCAGCAGGAGGACCACUUGAAGGUUCAGCUGCGCAGACGCAUGUUCUCCCAGCAGGAAUCUCUGAGUCAGCGCAGACUGCAGACUGAAGGCAGCAUUCAGGGUCUGCGCAGACAUGUCGACAAACUGGACCAGCUCCUCAGCAACUCCUCCAAAGACUCGUAUUAUUUCGAUGACUAGGAAGCUCUGCCAAAACAUGCCAAUGUAAUUGAUCAGAAACAAUGCUCCACUGACCAUUUUGUAUUGACAUGAGCAAAUAUUUGCAUAUGCAGUAACGUAACCAAGCAGCAUAUAUAAAGAAGGAACUAAUUUCCAUAAUUUUUGUCAGAUUAUGAAAGCAGGUGGUUACAGAGGAGCACAGAUCUUAUCAGAGGAGCAGCUCGAUUAAACCCACUUCUACAAGAAACAAGCACGCAGAAACCACUGAGCCAAAUCCACGAGAGUGCCUCAAUGACUUCCUGCUUCAGUUAGAGCAGAGGCUGGAUGUGUUUGUCUCCUAAACGCCAAAAAAAUAGGCUGGCGUCAGCACUUUCCAUAUACAAAUAAGGAAACUGAAACUUGAGGUAAAAAUAAGAUGGUGAAAGUUUAUUCUCUACCUCGGAUUUGUUCUUGUUGCUUUAUGAAAUUAUUUUUAACACAAACUGAUAUGUGCCUUCUCUCGGUUUGCUCAUGUUAAAGUAGAUGGUGUCUUGCGAGUGUUUACAGGUGAAACAGAUGCAGGCAGGAAGGUUUCAUGUUUCAUCAUGUGAUGUCAUUGAUGCAAGCUGUGCUCUGGAAUGAAUGAGUUCAUUUUUAUAUGACUCUUGUCAAAAAUGACCUUGUAUUCAAAGCCAAGAUAUGCACAGUAUUUAUUACAGCACUUUUCUUUAUAUACAGUUUGUCUCAAAUCAAAUACAACUUAAAUUAAGUGUGCAAUACAAUUAGUAGUCUUUCUUUCAUUUUCUUGUCCAGUUUCUCCUCUCAAGAUGUCUCAGCAUUAUUGCUUAUAUACAGUGUGAUCAAUCGUGUAUGUGGACAAAAACACAGUCUACAGUAUUGUCUUUAUUAACAUAAUUACAAACAAAAGUCACUUACAGAAGACAGAAUUGAGCAGAAGAUUAAUUUUUGCAGAUGUCAUUAAGAUGUGAAAAAAGCAAGACAGUAGGAGCAAAUUAAAAAUGGAUUUUCAGUUUACAAAACAACACAUCUAAAAUCUACCAUAAUACACAAAUUUAAUAGAAAAUCAUAUUUGGAGUGCUUGUAUUUGCCUUUUUAGCUGUUCGUUGCAAAUGUGCAUCAAUGGAAAAAGAAACAACUGCUGGUUGUACAAAUCAGAUCUGGGCCAAGUCUCCCCUCAAUGAUGUUUCUCAUGCUGUGGUGGCCUAUUUGUUACAUAUUUAUAUAUUUCAAGAUAUUAUUUACUCCGUUUGAAUUGGGGGAAACCAUGACGUCUGUAAAAAGCAGUUGUCUCAUGCAUCAUGCUUAAGGAACCUUUAAGAAACUCAGCUCAGCUCAAAAACAUGAUCAGUGUUUGGAAAUCAAUUUAAUGGAAUGCUUUUGAAAAGGCAUAAUCCCUAUUACAAGUGAAUCGCUGGAAUUGUUUCAAUAAAUGCUAUACGAGGAUUAUGAAUAAAACGGGCAGCACAUCAGAAUGAACAAAAGCAUAUCAUAAGGCAACUGAAAUUAUGUAAAAACAAUAUGAAUAUCUUGAUAUGGUGAGGGUUUGCAGGGCCUGAACGAUCAGUACACGAUGCUCUUGUCGAUCUGUUUUUCUUAAGCUACUGUGAUGUUGAAACAUUUACAGAUGCUCAAAAACAGAUCGAAGGGGAUCUGAAACCUCAUAGUGCGACACACUGUAGACCUCAGUAACACAAAACAAGCUUCAGGCCCUCGGAAAAUCAAAUUGAAACUGCAAAGUGCGGAAAACAUUCCUCAGGACCUAAAAUGCGUCCCAUCCUCUUCAAUAUAUUACUAUAACAGUUACUAAGUUAAAAUAACUGUCUGAAUCGACUUUUCUUUUUUUUUUUUU
Messenger RNA from Onychostoma macrolepis, 8600 nucleotides. RefSeq names its product centriolin (gene cntrl). Gene Ontology annotation, molecular function: protein binding. The record is from RefSeq and is a predicted model, not a curated record. The transcript is spliced from 40 exons. The coding region runs from base 464 to 6772 and encodes 2102 amino acids. Lineage: Eukaryota; Metazoa; Chordata; Actinopteri; Cypriniformes; Cyprinidae.